Ostreobium quekettii is the source of this 1527-nucleotide messenger RNA. The record is from the annotation of a GenBank genome assembly. NCBI's taxonomy places the organism in Eukaryota, Viridiplantae, Chlorophyta, Ulvophyceae, Bryopsidales, Ostreobiaceae.
AUGCUGGGCGACUACGGCAGCGCGAUCGUUUACUACGAUGGCGUCAUCUGCCAGAUCAACAAGUACACCAAACAGCUUGACGACCCAUGCAUGAAGGGCAGGUGGCAUGCCUGCACCCGCUCGUUGCAGGAUGAGCUUGAGAUGGUGAAAGAGAUCGAAAAGGAGAUCCAGUUGAUCAAGGAAAGCAGCCCAAUGAAGGCCACACAUGAGGCAAGCUCCCACUUAACGCCAUCUUCGGGGCAGUUUUCACCGCUGCCUCCACAGUGUGAGCAGCAUCAGACGCCCCCCACCCUGAUUACGCACACCCCCAGGGGAAUUGAACGUCGAGCAAGCGAACCUGUGGUUGGGGAUGCUCAUAGAGGGGACUUGCGAGGAGAGGAUGUUCAGGCGAUGGAUCCCGAUGUGUGGCAGCCACCCCCACCUCAAAGAGCCAUUCCAUCCAGGACAAAACCAAAAGCUAGCACGGUGGUGCCUGUCAAUUCAUCAAACUCUGGUUUGCCGAUGGGAAGACUUCGCAGAGCAAACUCAACAGGGCACAAGGGUGUUCAGCCAAAGGUUGAUACACGGCGAGGGAGAGAUGGCCGAAGAGAUACCCCUGGUCAGGAGUAUGAAGGCCCAGAUGAAGAUCUGGUGGCUCUGUUGAAGCGAGACAUCCUGGACACAAGCCCUGGUGUCACGUGGGGGGAGAUCGCAGGCCUGCAUGAAGCGAAGCGGGUGCUGGAGGAGGCAACGGUGCUGCCGCUGAUAAUGCCCGACUUCUUCAAAGGCAUCAGACGUCCUGUCAGGGGUGUGCUCAUGUUUGGGCCCCCGGGGACCGGCAAAACACUGCUUGCCAAGGCAGUCGCCACGGAGGCCCACGUGUCCUUCUUCAACGUGUCUUCAGCCACCCUGGCAUCAAAGUAUCGUGGGGAGUCGGAGCGAAUGGUGCGUUGCCUGUUCGACAUGGCGAGAGCAUAUGCGCCGAGCAUCAUCUUCAUUGACGAGAUCGAUUCGCUGUGCACGUCGCGGGGCGCUACUGGUGAGCAUGAAGCAAGUCGACGCGUCAAGUCAGAGCUCCUGAUGCAGAUCGAUGGCUGCUUUGGUCACAAUGUGGAACCUGGGCAACAUGUGAUGGUUCUUGCAGCCACGAAUUUUCCGUGGGACAUCGAUGAGGCACUAAGGCGGCGUCUGGAGAAGCGAAUCUACAUUCCCCUGCCUGAACUGGGUGCACGAAGAGAUCUCAUGCAUAUCAGCUUCAAGGAUGUUGAUGUUGCUGAAGACGUGGACUGGGACGAGUUGGCACGGCAAAUGGAGGGCUACAGUGGCGAUGACAUCACCAAUGUGUGCCGUGACGCAGCCUUCAAUGGCAUGCGCCGCCGCACAGCCGGCAUGUCCCUCGAGCAGAUACGCAACAUGCAGGCUGAUGCAGUGCACACACCCGUCCUGAUGGACGACCUUGUGGAGGCCUUGGCUCGGAUCUCCUCAAGCGUUUCAAAAGCCGACAUCGCCAAGCACGAGUCCUGGAAGGGCGAAUUCGGGAGUGUCUGA